Balearica regulorum gibbericeps (East African grey crowned-crane) is the source of this 1635-nucleotide messenger RNA. The record is from RefSeq and is a predicted model, not a curated record. NCBI's taxonomy places the organism in Eukaryota, Metazoa, Chordata, Aves, Gruiformes, Gruidae.
GUAAUAUUUGAAGUUGCUUUCAAUAGUGCCAAGGGAGGUUAUGUUGCCCUUGAUGACAUUUCUUUCUCUCCAGUUUACUGCAGCAAUCAAACAGGAAUUCCUUUCAAUCCUGCUGAUGCAGGCUGCAAUUUUGAGGAAGAUCUGUGUAAUUUUUACCAGGAUCACAAGGAUGGCCCAGGAUGGAGCAGAGUGAAAGUGAAGCGUAACGUUUACAGAGCAGGAGAUCACACUACUGGGUUUGGUUAUUACUUGCUGGCGAACACAAAAUUUACAUCACAGCCUGGGUACAUUGGACGUCUGUAUGGCCCGACCCUGCCAGGAAACUUGCAGUUUUGUCUGCGUUUUUAUUAUGCCUUAUAUGGAUUUUUCAAAAUGAGUGGCACACUUGCUGUUUAUAUCUUUGAGGAGAAUCAUGUGGUUCAAGAGAAAAUCUGGUCUGUCUUGGACUCUCCAAGGGGAGUUUGGACUCAAGCUGAAAUCUCCUUCAAAAAACCUAUGCCUUGCAAGGUUGUCUUUGUGAGCUGGUGUAAGAGCUUCUGGGACUGUGGACUUGUGGCACUGGAUGAUGUAUCAUUGAGCCUGGGAAGCUGCCAGGCUGCUGAUCUAUUGCCACCCAAUCCUGGAGAGUGUACUUUUGAAAAAGACGAGUGUGUGUUUACCCAGAAGAAGAGAGGUCGUGGGAGUUGGCACAGGAGGAGAGGUCCAACUCCCACUUCUUACACCGGUCCGAAAGGAGACCACACUACUGGGGUAGGAUACUACAUGUAUAUAGAGGCAUCCAACAUGGUCUAUGGACAGAGAGCGUACCUAGUUUCAAGAUCACUAAGAGGAACCUCUGGAAAACAGUGCUUGACAUUUUUCUACCACAUGUAUGGAGCUGGGACUGGAUUAUUAAGUGUUUAUCUAAAAAAGGAAGGUGAUGAUGAAGAGAUUCCUUUGUGGAGGAGGACAGGGGAACAAAGCAUCUCAUGGCUAAGGGGACUGAUAGAAUAUGAAAGUGAUAGAAACUACCAGAUUAUUUUUGAGGCAAUCCGUGGUGUCUCAAUCAGAAGUGACACUGCUAUUGAUGAUAUUCUGUUCCAGGCAGGACCCUGUUUAGAAGUGGAAGAAAUUCAAUUCUCAUCAGGCUAUCCUGACAGCUUAAAUGAAAUUGAGUAUUAAAUACAGUCUGCUGAAAGGAAUGAAGUGCAUAGAAGAUUUGUAUGUGAGAAACUGCACAAACUGCCUAUUUUGAAAUAUGUUUUAAGUAAAUACUGGACUGGUUUGAAUAUGCACCAAUGUAUAGGAAGAACUCAGAACACUCAUGUUCCUCGCCUUUGCAGUGAAAUUAUUGACUCAGGGCUUCUUAGACUGUUUUUGUUAAUAUUUUUUCUCUUUUGCAUGAGGUAUCAGUUAUUAUACAAAAGCUUCCUGUUUUGCACAGAUCACUCAUUUUAAUGCUCCCCCCCCCCUUUUCUUUAACCUUUCUGGUAUAUAGGUAAAAAGAGGAAAGUAAAGGUGCACAAUUAAAAUCUAAUAUUGUGUUAACUUAAAUCUGCAUUCAGUGAAUGUUUUGUGUUGGGUACAGAAUGGAUUUUGUUAAGGAAAUUAUAAAUAUUUUGAAAUAAUAAAGAAAAUAGUAUUAGCUACUAGUAA